This is a messenger RNA of Mytilinidion resinicola, 699 nucleotides long. RefSeq lists its product as uncharacterized. NCBI's taxonomy places the organism in Eukaryota, Fungi, Ascomycota, Dothideomycetes, Mytilinidiales, Mytilinidiaceae. The record is from RefSeq and is a predicted model, not a curated record. The transcript has 3 exons. The coding region runs from base 1 to 699 and encodes 232 amino acids.
AUGUCCAGCCAAUACAACCAGACCCAGCAUCCGCAGACGGGCUAUAGACAGCCACUUAUGAUGUCGAGACCAAUCUCCACCCUUUCCCGCCAACCGGUCGCAUACCAGGACUACGAGCAGCAGCAGCUGAUGGCUUACCAAGAACAAGCCUCACACAUCCUCCGCCAACAGGCUUUGCGGCCCGCAAACCAUCCAGAAGCAGCGCCGGCCCAACAGCAGAGCCAGGCUGUGACGGACUACGACCAAUACGGACAAAUGGUGUACUGCGGUCCCGCACCACCUCUGGCCGUCUACGAGAAGACACCCCUCGCCAAACAAAAGGCCAGCUUAACGAAAGCCGCUUUCCACACCCUGCAGCUCCUGGACGGGAGUGUGCGAACCAUGAUGAUUCGCGGUCCUAUCCACCAGUCCACGGCCACCCCUAUGUCCAAGUUGGUCGUCUUAAACGCCCACGGCAAAACGGUCGAAGCCGACCACAUUACCGUGUCGUAUAAAGACGCUAAGCUAGUGGCUAGCUGCGAACACCUCACUGCGCAUGGGUAUGUGAAGCGUCCGAGGUCGUUCGACGUGAUUGAUGCGACGUCUGACGAGUGCCUGCACGGGAAUGGCGAGCUGCAUCGUAGAGGGCACAAGGAGCGCUGGCCUAAGGCUAUGGACUCAGCCAUCAUGGCUAUCGAUCUUAGUAACCCCCCGCUCUAA